This is a messenger RNA of Acanthoscelides obtectus, 216 nucleotides long. NCBI's taxonomy places the organism in Eukaryota, Metazoa, Arthropoda, Insecta, Coleoptera, Chrysomelidae. The record is from the annotation of a GenBank genome assembly.
AUGCCUUUUCGAAGAGUAUCUUCAACCAGCAAGGUCCAAAGUCCUGAAAGGGGGCCACCCGAAUUGGAUGUAAGUUUCAUAGGGUGGUGGAGAGUAAAUGUACUAGCAAUGAAAGAGAUACACUUGAAGGACUCUUGGCAAAGGAAUCACGAGAAUUACCAUAUGGAUGAAAGAAAAUGGCUUGAAGUUCGCUCCUGCGAUGACGGAAGUAGUUAG